Sabethes cyaneus is the source of this 933-nucleotide messenger RNA. RefSeq lists its product as uncharacterized. The record is from RefSeq and is a predicted model, not a curated record. NCBI's taxonomy places the organism in Eukaryota, Metazoa, Arthropoda, Insecta, Diptera, Culicidae. The coding region runs from base 1 to 933 and encodes 310 amino acids. The transcript has a single exon.
AUGGCGCAAAGCCGGCUGCUACUGCUCUUGCUGCUGCUGGUUGAGCAAUCCUGGAGCGAGCAGCGAAAAACAUAUCACAGCAAAAUUAGUGGUUCGAAUAGUCGCUUUCUGUUUUCCCACUAUCCUCACGGUCAAGAACGAGGUCAUGAUGAACACCACCAGAGUUUUAAAAAGCAACUGGAAUCAACCACGAUGAACGAAAUCGACAUUGAGUCGACUACCUUGCCUCCUACUACAAUUAUUAUCGAAGAAGCACCAAUACAUUCCGAACUAUCUUAUGACAAAUCCCUUCCGCUCCGAGUACUAGAUUGUAUGACAAAGGUGUCCCUCAUGGAUUGCAGUAAAUUGUAUGUGCUACAGAACAUGGAAUCGAGGGAUUAUAAUUUCGAAACGAGUGGAAAUCUUACUCAUGAUAUUCAACAGAUACUGCUUCCAUCUUACACCCGAUCGGACAACAAAUUGUUUGAGGAUCGACUUUUGCGACUGAACUCAACCGAAGUGGAUCGUCGAAUCAAUCGCGGACUUGCACUACUGUUCAACGAACGGCAGGUCGAUCUCACGUUUAUGCCAGGAUUUCGGCUGCAGAUUAGCCCCAGCCAGGGAGACGUUCUGGAAUUCUCGAUUAAAAAGCAGUUUGACUUCGCCGAAGAAGGUCGCGGUCGUGACAAGGAUCGUAACAAGGACCGUGACAAGCGCGGAAAUAAAAAGCUCGUUAAACACUUGGUCCGGCUUGGCGUACCGGUGGUGCUGCUGCCGUCGAUGCUACUGGCUAGCGUGCUGCCGAUGAUGCUUCCAGCGUUGAAAUUUGCCACCUUCUUCACCAGUUUCGUCAAUCAUGCCGCAUUGGCUGCAGCCGUCAUGUACCUGGCAAAACAGCACGCCCAGGAGCAAGAGGAAAAACAAACGGUGUAUUUCAAUGCGGGAUAUAACUAG